Messenger RNA from Drosophila serrata, 1019 nucleotides. RefSeq lists its product as uncharacterized. The record is from RefSeq and is a predicted model, not a curated record. Lineage: Eukaryota; Metazoa; Arthropoda; Insecta; Diptera; Drosophilidae.
UUCUCCCAAUGUCAAUCACCAAUAUAUUUUCAUUCCUGCUGGCGCUCGUAUUGUUUACGGGCAGCCAUGUCCUGGCAGCGGAAAGAUGUGUCUAUUGUCGAGGCAUUAAUUGCCAAAGGAGUAGCUAUAGUGGUGAGGAAGCGUGCUCGGAUCGGUUGGAUACCUGUGUCAGUGUUUUCCAAGGUGGCAUUAUCCAGGCCCAAGGAUGUUGGGAAAGUCUAGAGGAUAAUUGGCGGGGAAAGUGCAAAGAAGGCGGCAAGGAAACAGGAGUUGAUUGUGAAAUUUGUGUUUUGAAUAAAUGCAACAAUGUGAGCUCCAAACGAGCUGCCUGUCUUCAGUGUAAUAGUACUGAGGACACCCAAUGUGCAGAAGCUCCUGAACUUUUAAAAGCCCAAUCGUGUUCUAUUGCAAGAACGGGAAGGAGUUUUUGCUACUCGAGUAUCGUGGGGGAUCUUGUGGAAAGAGGAUGUUCUUUAAGUCUUUCGGAUCAAAUUAAGUGUCUGGCUGAUAGAAAUUGCCAUUUGUGUGAUCCCUUGGAGCUACCCCACUGCAAUGAUCAGAUUGUUAAGGAGGAUGAUUCUCCCACAACCGAUACAACGACUGAUUCAACAACAGACUCAACGACAAGUUCUUCUGGUUCAACAGAUUCCAGCACCUCCACUAGUUCUUCCACAAGUUCUUCCACAAGUUCUUCUACGAGUACCUCCACAAGCUCUCCAACUACUCCAACAACAGUCUCACCUACUACUCCAACGACAGUUUCACCAAGCACUUCUACAACCACAGAGAUCCCAACAACUAAACCAAAUUCAGCUUUCAGAUUGCAAGUUUCCAUUUUGCUGAUCUUUGCUCAAUUGGCACUUGGCGUUUAUAAUCUUCAUAAAUAAGCCGGCAAUAUUCACUUUGGUUUUUUAGUUUUUAAUUCCCACGACCUUCUCCAAAAACCCCUAAUCUAUGUACGGACUAUUGUUAAACUAAUUUUUAUGAAAUGACCAUAAAUAUGCCGCCUUCAACUACAA